Molecule: messenger RNA, 2744 nt
Organism: Bicyclus anynana (squinting bush brown)
Lineage: Eukaryota; Metazoa; Arthropoda; Insecta; Lepidoptera; Nymphalidae
Exons: 4
Coding region: 440-1021 (193 amino acids)
Source: RefSeq, a predicted model, not a curated record
AAAAUGCUUUCUUAAAAUGAAUACGACAAUUAACCUAUGUAGGAUGUUCCCAACUUUUGGGCGCACACUUAACCCAGGUAAAAAAGAGAUCGCUUUUUUUGUCUUAUCAUUUCUGAAGUGAAUCUCUUGCUGAAUGCUGUUUAGGUAUGUUUUUUUAUCGUGAUUUUGUGGAUUACAUUUUACUAAUGUUUACUUACACGUAAGGGGUCCCUGCAGUCCGACGGCCCCGUAUCAUUGGCACGGCUGUACGGCGGUAGCUGCGCCCCUGGUGCGGAGGACGUGCUGUGCGGAGGCGGCGGCGGAAGCGGCGCCGAUAGCGGCGUGUGUCGCCGCUCCACACUCGGCAGCAUCUAGCGCAGUGCUCCUGUAGCUGUGCCGGUGCAGUGUCGCGUCGGUCGCGUGUCUAGUCUCGCCCUCGCAGACGAGUGUCUACCUCAGGAUGUCGCUGGCGCGCGCGGGGCGGCGCCUGCUGCGCGGCGGGCGUGCGCGCUGGGCGCUGGCGCUGCUGGCGCUGGCGGCGCUGGCGGCGCUGCGGCUGCGGCGCGAGGCGGCCACGCGCGCCGCCUUCCCGCGCCACUCGCCGGCCGCGCUCGCGCACUUCCUCGCCGACUUCGCCAACCAGCCGCGGCUGCACGCGCACAUCGGCGCGUGGCGCGUGCAGCGGGAGUGGCGCGACGCGGCGUGCUGGCACUACGCCGUGCAGUACGAGUGCGGCGCGCGCUGCGCCGGCCGCGCGACGGUCGCGGCGUGCGACGGGGACGCGCGCACGCACGGCGCGUCGCGGCGCCACCGCGUGCGCCUCGCCCUCCGGCGCUGCUGGCGGCUGCCCGCGCUGGGCUGGCCGCUGCUGUGCGAUCAUUUGGAGACUGACAGCCUGAUCACGCCGCUAGAGGGCGGCGGCGCGCAGUUGGAGGAGCAGGCGAGCGCGCGCUGCGGCGUGCUCGCGACUGUCGCGGGGCGCUGCGACGUACGCGCGCUGCGCCUGACGCACCACACUGCGCUGCGGGAGUUGCUCGGCUAACCGCUACAAAACUCAUACAAUUCAUAUAUCUAUUUCUAAGACUAAAUAAGGAGUCUAUAGCUAUACAUGAAGUGAAUGAAUUGCUGUCCAGUUUGGCUAAAUCUAUAAUGACACGCUUGUGUCGAUCUCGCUCACCGACCUCCAAGGGAUGAUGACAGUUUAUUGAAUUGUAUUUAUGUAAAUUACGAGUAAGAGUAGAUGGAAAAUUAAGUUAUUAUUACCAAACGGAAUAAUUAUAAUGGAAGAAUGAAUUUUUCUGACGGGUUUAAAUUUAAAUAACGAGGGAAGCAUUCUUUUUUGUAAAUUAAUUACGGUUUAACUUAAGUACGGUUUAACUCAAGUAAAUUUUCGGAAUAUACUUUACCAGGUUCGAAUCAACUGGGCUUUUUUGACCAUUACCAGUUUAUAAUACUGAUAUUAAAAAAUAAGCACUUCAAUAUGUUGUCAUCUAAACAUAGCCGCGAUAGCCCAGUGGAUAUGAUCUCUGCCUACGCUCCGGGCGUAGGUUCGAAUCUCUACUCUCUCUCUAAAUCGAAUCAGGUGCGUGCACGUCCAACUUUUCGUUUAUGUGUAUUUUAAGAAAUAAAUAUCACGUGUCUCAAAACGGUGAAAGAAAACAUCAUAAGGAAACCUGCAUAUCUGAGAAUUUUCUUAAUUUUCUACGUGUAUGAAGUAGGUGAAUAAUUUAAAUAGGGACAUUAACCAUAUUAUGUACACUUAUAUUGACAGUCGAGCGGUCAGUCGACAAGAGACUGGAGCUGCAUAGCUCGCGACAGGAGCGGAGCCAGAUGGUUGAGAAGGUGCCAUAAGAGCAGUGCAAAUGCGAUGCGCAUUAAUUUUUCUCAUGUUCCAAUCCCAAUUUAAUUAUUCAAUCUCAGUGUUUUGUCAGCUUUCGACGUCCUAUUGCAUCGCGAAUUGAGAUUGUCAAUGUACGAGUAGCCUCCGACCGUCGGUUUCAGACAAGGUUAGGCGAAAACACGGGUUUCGGUUUAGUUUCGGUUUCGGUUGAAAUCCGACCAAAACUACAGCCAAACCGUACAGUAACUGUCUUUUUUCUAGUCUUAAAUUCCUAUGUAGACCUUGAACAACUGCGGCGGUCGCUACCAAACGUGCGAAAACUAGUUAAUCGCUUGCAGAUAUACCAAAUUGUAAGAUAUCUAAAGAAGAGUUUUUCUAUUUAACUAACUUCUUUGUUUCGUCCGAAAAAAUGAACUUGUUUGUUUUCAGCCGAAACACAGAUUGAAGCUGUAAUUCGGUUUCGGUUUCACUGACUUUGGUCCAACAUUAUCAAUUUGUAAUGUGGGAUAUUUAAUUUAAGUAAAGCUGCAACUAGUUAAAAUCCACGCAUACAGUAAAAGUUAGAGUCACAGAGUGCAAUGGCGACCGCUCAGGAAUCAAUUAAAUAAGGUAAUCGUAUACAGCCGUAUCUUUCUAAGGUUCCGAACAAAAACUGAAUCCUCAAAUAAGUGCAAUCGCGUGUCUGUCCGUCACUGUCCAAGCGGCUUCUCCAAAUGUACUGCCAAUUGCCAGUAAUAGAAAUAAAUAAAUGACGAUAACAUAUUUGUAAAAAAAAUUGUAAAUUCUAUACGUACCUAUGUUUCUUAUGUAGAAUUCUUUUUGUGUAUUAUGUUUAUUUUAUGGAGAGCUAAUCACCGCUGUACAGCUAUUUAUACCUUUUUUCGUUUGUUUAUGAUCAUAUUAAAUUUGGUCCAAAUAUAAAAAA